Staurois parvus is the source of this 298-nucleotide messenger RNA. The record is from the annotation of a GenBank genome assembly. Lineage: Eukaryota; Metazoa; Chordata; Amphibia; Anura; Ranidae.
AUGUAUGUGAAAUGCUUUGAUACAGUAAUGUUUUACUAUGUGAUUUUAGUGAAUGUCACUUUUUGUCAUUUUCAAAUUUCUUGCCGUUCCGUCCCCCGUACGUUCUGACUCUCGCAGAGAACGGAACCCAGAUGACAGAUGCCGGAUUACAUUGCCGGGGACACUGCAGGAGAGACAUCGCGGAAGUGCAGGACAAGGUAAGUGAUUGAGGGAUCCCGGAGCAGCGCCGCAUGGUAAGCCCGAGUGUAGCUUGGGGUUACCGUUUGUGCUACACUCGGGAAUACCGCCAGGGAGGUUA